AUGGAUACAUCAGUGGUCUACGCUGACUUAAACCUAGCCAGGACCCAAGAGCCUAAGCAGGCAUCCCCUCCAACUCCUCCCCCAGACAGCUGCCAGUGCCCACGCUGGCAUCGGUUGGCUCUGAAACUCAGCUGUGUUGGGUUGAUCCUUCUUGUCCUGACUGUGAUUGGACUCAGUGUCUUAGAGAGUCCAGUCCAGCUAAAGUGCCCCAAAGACUGGCUGCCACACAGAGAGAAAUGCAUACAGUUUUCUCAAGAGAACGGUGUAUGGAAGGAAGGUCUGUCUAACUGCACUAGAAAAGGAGCCACUUUGCUGCUCAUUCAAGACCAAGAAGAACUGAGAUUCAUAAAGGACUCGAUAAAGGAAAAAGGCAAUUUAUUUUGGAUUGGACUAAAUUACACCUUGCCAGACAAGCACUGGAGAUGGAUAAACGGCUCUACUUUAAGUUCUGAUGUAUUGAAAAUUACUGGUGAAACUAAAAUAAACAGCUGUGUCGCCGUCUCAAAGGACAAAGUGGUUUCUGAGGACUGUGAUUCAGACAACAUGUGGAUCUGCCAAAAGAAAAUAAAACGUCUCUGA
Microtus oregoni (creeping vole) is the source of this 579-nucleotide messenger RNA. RefSeq names its product killer cell lectin-like receptor subfamily B member 1B allele C. Bases 1 to 579 code for a protein of 192 amino acids. Lineage: Eukaryota; Metazoa; Chordata; Mammalia; Rodentia; Cricetidae. The transcript has 5 exons. The record is from RefSeq and is a predicted model, not a curated record.